This is a messenger RNA of Pelodiscus sinensis (Chinese soft-shelled turtle), 975 nucleotides long. RefSeq names its product olfactory receptor 52D1-like. NCBI's taxonomy places the organism in Eukaryota, Metazoa, Chordata, Testudines, Trionychidae. The record is from RefSeq and is a predicted model, not a curated record. Gene Ontology annotation, biological process: G protein-coupled receptor signaling pathway. Gene Ontology annotation, cellular component: plasma membrane. Gene Ontology annotation, molecular function: G protein-coupled receptor activity; olfactory receptor activity.
AUGGCAGCUUUCAACGUCACCCCCUCUGACCCUUUAACAUUCAUCCUAGCGGGUGUCCCUGGCCUGGAGGCUGUUCAUGUCUGGAUUUCCAUCCCCUUCUCUAUAUUCUACAUUUCUGGCGUUUUUGGAAAUCUUACGGUUCUGUUUGUGGUCGGCAAAGAGCAGACGCUGCACAAGCCGAUGUACCUGCUGCUCUGCAUGCUGGCGCUCACAGACAUCGUCACACCUUCCUGUGUUUUGCCCAAGGCCCUGUGUAUAUUUUGGUUCAAUUUGAAAGACAUUACUAUGGCUGGCUGCUUCACCCAGCUGUUUAUCCUUCAUGGGUGUGUUGCGAUGCACUCGGCCGUCCUGGUGCUAAUGGCCUUUGAUCGCUACGUGGCCAUAUGUAACCCUCUGAGAUACCCCACCAUCCUCACCCUCACACGGGUAGCUAAGCUGGGGCUAGUGGGGUUGCUAAGAGCUCUUUUCCUCGUUCUGCCUCUGCCCCUGCUCCUGAGCAGACUGCCAUUCUGUGCCAACCGCGUUAUCCCCAGCACGUACUGUGACCACAUAGCAGUAGCAAAGGUGUCAUGUGGGGACAUCACAGUGAACAGUAUGUACGCUUUGGUGAUAGUGUUUCUUGGCGUUGGGUUAGACCUGACACUCAUAGCUGUGUCCUAUGGUCUCAUCAUCCGGGCCGUCCUCAGAAUCUCCUCCAAGAAAGCUCCCCAAAAAACCCUCAACACUUGCACAGCCCACCUCUGCGUGAUGCUGACGUCUUAUCCUGUUUUCCUCUUCUCCAGUCUCACACACCGGUUCGGUCAGGCUAUUGCUCCCUACGUUCACAUCAUCUUGGCCAACCUCUUUUACCUACUGACCCCCGUGCUCAACCCCAUCAUUUAUGGGGCCAAAACCAAAGAGCUCCGUGAGAAAGUGGGGAAAUACGCCUGCAGCAAGUCCUCUCAUCUGGGGGUCACCAACAUUAACCCUGCAUGA